GAGGCACACACGAAUCCUCACCGCUUCCCAGUCGAGUGUUGUACGUGGUGGAGUAGAGACGUGAUCACCAGGCCAUAGCCACAAUACCCACAGCCCGCCCGUGGCCACAUACUCAGAGAUACUCGCGGUGUCGAAGUCAACAAUUAACACACACAGUUUUUUAGAAGAUUAAUAUUCCGAGCAUCGGCGAUCUGUAUACUCAGUCGGGUCAGGGGUCAAGAGGUCUCGCCAGAUAGGGAGAGGCGGCGGAGGAGCAUCUCCAGCCCUGCAUAUCUCGGCCGUUAGGAAUCGAUACGAUCGCCACCAGGCCCAGUGUUGUGCGCGUGUGUGUUUAGUCGGGAAAAUCGUAAAGAAAAAAGGAAAAACGAAAAACUAGUGACAGUGCUGCCCUGAAAUCCGAUGCCAGCGGUCGACGGUAUCUACGAAAUCCUGCUGGAAAACCGAGCUGCCAUGGAAACCCCCGCACACAGGCAUAUGUUCGCCUAGUAGUGGGUUAUUUCCCGAGUUUUCCGUGUUUUUUUCCGAGCUGCCUGCCUCAAAACAGUUGGUAAUCCGCCGCCCGAGCGAAUGCAACGCUUCCCUGGUGCCGGAACCCAAGAAAGCCGUGAUCUGUGAACAGACCAGUGAGCCCCGAAAGUGUCCCUUCUGCCUGGCCCAAGAACUGUGAAAUUAACAGCACCGGGUGAGCCGUAGAUCACUCGGCAAAAUGACUUCCCUCGUGUACACCGUCUUCCACCUGGCCACGCUGCAGUGCUCCGUGCGGCCGGAGAUCUCGCCCUGCACCUGCGAAACGGGCAAGGCCUGGAACCAUGUGGAGCUCUCCUGCGAGAAGCUCGAGUCCUUCGACGCCGUCGUCAACAGCCUGGCCAAUAAGCUCAACCCGGACACCCAGAUCGACCUGAAGAUCACGCACUCACACCUCGAGGACCUGGAAAUGAAAUCGUUUACGGAUAUGAACUUCAACCUCUACAAGCUGCGGAUGAACUGGAACGGCCUAAAAUCGCUGCCCGAGGUGCCGUUCCGCGGGUUAUCGAACGUCACCUUCCUAAGCAUCGGCGACAAUGAACUCGACGAGAUCCCGAAGCAUGCCUUGAGCCACAUGCCGAACCUCUUGACGCUGGACAUCGGGCGGUGCAACCUGCGGGCGGUGCAGCAGGAGGACUUCAGGGGCAUCCAGAAGGUGACGCACCUGAUCCUGGUGAGCAACUACAUCCAGCGCCUGGACAAGGGCUCCUUCCCCAAGAGUCUGUUGAUCCUGCAUUUGGGCAGAAAUCAGCUGGAGUCGCUCAACGGUUCGCUGCACGACCUGGACAACCUGCAGUCGCUGUUCAUCAAUGCGAACAACAUCAGCUCGUUGGAGGGGGAGCUGCCGGACAGCAGCCAGUUGCGCCUGCUGAUGGCCCACAACAACCGGCUGGAGCGGCUGCCCGCCAACAUGGAGGGAAUGCACAGCCUGGAGACGGUGCACAUACACUACAACCAGCUGAGGUCCUUCGACCGCGUCUUCCGCCACGCCGUCAAUCUCUCCGAGGUCGUCGCCGAGAACAAUGAGCUGGAGUACCUUUCGCAGGACGAGUUCGCCAGCUGCGCCAACGUGGAGAGCCUGCUGAUGGCCAGCAACCACAUCAAAUCGUUGAACUCGUCUCUGCUGCCGAUCCUCAAGCUGAAGGCGGCGAACUUCUCCUUCAACGACAUCGAAGAGUUCUCGAUGGCGGAACUGCAUGGCCUGCGCUCGCUCAAGACCCUCCAGCUGUCCAGCAAUCGCAUCCAGCGGCUGCUGCCCGAUCCCCAGGGAGUGCAGGACCUGGUCCUCGUCAAUCUGGACCUGGAUAACAACAGAAUCGAUGCCCUGAAUGGAGCUCUGGCCGGCCUGGGCAAUCUGCGCAUACUCAAUCUGGCCGGAAAUCGGUUGGAGCACCUCCAGGUGGGCGACUUCGAUGGCAUGAUCCGCUUGGACAUCCUCGACCUCACUGGCAAUCAACUGGCGGAGCUCACGCCCUUGGAAAUGACCGUGCUGCCCAGCCUGAAGAUCCUGAAGGUGGCGUACAACAACAUUACCAAGCUGGAGCAGGACUUCAAGGGGCUGCCCGUGCUGUGCCAGGCCAACUUGACCAACAACCAGAUCUCGACCAUAUCCAGUGAGCUCGUCACCAACACGCGCUGCAAGAACCACAAUGUGCCCGGAAAACUGGAGAUACAUCUAGAUGACAAUCCCAUAAUGUGUGAUGUGCGCCUGAACGAGCUGUGUCGCCUGAUGGCGGUCCAGGAGGCCCGCAUCCGCGGCAGGUCCCAGUGCUUCGAGAACGACCAAGAGGUGUGCACGGUGCUGCCCAUGCUGUACAAGGUGGACCUGCCCGUGCUGGUGCACAGCCUGAAGCUGGGUGGCCGCGAGGACGCCAAGCCGGUGAUGCAGAUGCUGGUGCCCAUCGAGGCGAACAAUAAGGUAGUGCCGUCGAUCAUUACGCUGCGAAAUCUGGUGAUCAAUGGCACCACUCUGGUCAAUCCGGUGAUUGCCCCCCUGCCUACCCCUCUGCUGCUGACCACCAGCACCACCACGCAGUCACCGCCUCUGCCACUUCCGGUGGUGGAGAAGAACGAGUCCCCAGCGAAUCCCGGCACCACGAGCAGCACAGAGGAGACCACCACAAGCACAAGCACCACGUCUACCACAGAGACCAGUAGCCAGGUGGCCCCAGCCGAGGAGGUGAUAACCACCACUGCACCCACCACCACGACCACCAGCACCACGACGCCGAAACCCAACGAAACGCUGCCCGUGAUUGUGGAGCUGCAGGAGGCCAAUGUACCAGCCACUCCACUCAACCAAACGGAUGUCAGUGUGGCCCAGGAGGAGGCAGCUCCCCAGGCUCCGCCGACGGUUCAGGAUCCCCUGCAGCAGGAGCUGGAGAGGGAGAGCGUUCUGGAGCGGGACCUGGACCACGAGGCGGUGGCCAAGACCGAGUACGAGACGGUGGAGUACAUCCCCAAUCUGGUGCAGCCGCCGGUGGAUGCACUGACACCGCCGCCCAGCAAGGCGAAUGCCCUGGAGGAGGACUCCGAGUCCGUGCACUCCAACUCCGUGCACGCGGAGUAUCCGCACGCGGCGCAGAGCCUGCAGAUACCGGAGGAGCCGCCGGAGGAGUGAGUCCCGCGCUCUGGGGGUCCAGGCUCCUCGGGGGGAUUCCCCGAAUAAAACAUAUUAUUUUACUGUAAAUCGCGGACGGACGGAGGAGGCGGAGUCGAUGGAGAUCGAUGGAGAUCGACGGCGAUCGGGCGGAGCAGCAUGCAAGCGGCGGAAGGAGCGAGUCUCGGAUUUGUAUGCCUUAAGUUAACUUAGUUCUUAUGUUUUAUUUAAGCCAUCGCUAAAUCGAACAGUUUGUCGGACCGGAUGCUUUUUUGUUGAGAUUUUUCGCCGAUUUCGAGAGGACCUCGAAGUCAGGACAAACGCACGAGGACAGUCUUAUGAUUUAAGCUUAUUUGUUGGGGGCUCAAUUUCGCGUAUGUGUGCCUUGGCGCAGGCAGAUUGCUUCUCGGUUUUCAAUUUCAAGUGAUUGGGGGGAAAUACCCUACAGUAAUUCAAAAAAUUAAAGUUUUUAAAUUUGCAACUAAAAAAUAUAGUUAUAUCUUGAAAUCUAAAGAAACAGAAGGAUGUUUAAAAAUCCACGAAAUUGAAAACCGAAAAACAUCCGACGAAAAAGGAAGGUGACGAUAUCGAAUAUGCAACUGCAGAUACACAUUAUCUAUAUUUAAUAACCGUAUAACCGUACGAACGUUGAACAUCUACAGUAGGUACUUAGAGUUAAACGACAGCAACAACAAGCCGCAUCGAGCUAAUGUUAAUAACGAAAAGCACUCACCCACAUCCAAACACACAGAACCACAUGCACAAGCUGAAGAAAAAAACGAAUAAAAAAUGAAAAACGAGAAAAAAAUAUUGUUAUCAGUUCGUUAACAAAAUGAGAAAAUAGAUUUUAGCGUGUAAAUGUAUGAAAAAGAAAAUGGUAUUCUAAAUAAAAUCGUAAACAAAAAUCAAAAAUGAA
Molecule: messenger RNA, 4040 nt
Organism: Drosophila biarmipes
Lineage: Eukaryota; Metazoa; Arthropoda; Insecta; Diptera; Drosophilidae
Gene: ltl
Product: leucine-rich repeat-containing G-protein coupled receptor 6
Exons: 4
Coding region: 707-3145 (812 amino acids)
Molecular function (GO): protein binding
Source: RefSeq, a predicted model, not a curated record